AUGUCCGGCAAAACAGUAUUCAUCAUUGGACCUGGCUUCAUUGGCUGGAAUGUCCUCGACUUACUUAUCGCCGAGGGCUACCAAGUCACCGGCAUGGUGCGUCGCGAACAGCACGCCGAGGGCAUCAGAAAGUCCGGCGCGCAGGUAGUCUUUGGCGACCUGGACAAUAAACCCCUCAUUACUCAACACACAGCGAACUCAGACAUCGUCAUCCACACCGCAACCGCCGACCACCUCGCCUCGGUCGAAGCCGUCCUCGACGGCAUCCGGCAGCGCGCCGCCGCCGGCAAGGAAACCAUCUACCUCCACACAUCCGGCACCUCCCUCCUCGACGACGGCGCGCUCGGCGCCUUCAAAGGCGACAAGAUCUACACCGACGCCGACCCCACCAUCAUCGACGCGCUGCCCGAAACGCAACCGCACCGCUUCGUCGACCUGGCCAUCGCGCGCGCCGCCCGCAGCGACGAAUUAGCAGAGAAGGCGAAAAUCGCCAUCGUCAUCCCGCCCGAGAUCUACGGGUGGAACGAGCGCCACGGGCGCCUGACCAUCCAGCUGCCGACGAUCGCGCGCUUCGCCCUCGUGCGCGGAUGGGCGGGCCAUGUCGGCGACGGCCUGAGCGUCGAGUCGCAGAUCCACGUCAAGGAUCUGGCGCGCGCGUAUGUCGUGCUGCUGCACGUGAUUGAGAAGAGUGGGCAGGAUACGGCAUGGCUGCGCGAGAACCCGUAUUUCUUUUGCGAGAAUGGACGCGAGUUCUCGUGGAAGGAGGUCGCGGAGGGUGUGGCUGAGAGUCUGGUUAAGGUGGGCCGGUUGCCGAAGAAGGAUGUGAGGUCGUUUGAUAAGGAGGCGGGUGACUGGGAUCAGCUCUUUGCGGCUGGAACGGCGGCGGCGAUCGGGCUGAACUCGAGGAGCCGCGCGGUGCGGCUGAGGGAGCUGGGGUGGGAGCCGAGGGAGAAGAGUAUUUGGGAGAGUUGGGAGCAGGAUGAGCUGCCGGCGGUGCUGCGGGAGUGGGAUGCGCGGCCGGAGGCGGAGAAGACGAGCGCGUAUAUGUUGCGUGUGGUGUGA
Lasiodiplodia theobromae is the source of this 1062-nucleotide messenger RNA. Its product is annotated as Nad dependent epimerase dehydratase. Bases 1 to 1062 code for a protein of 353 amino acids. The record is from RefSeq and is a predicted model, not a curated record. Lineage: Eukaryota; Fungi; Ascomycota; Dothideomycetes; Botryosphaeriales; Botryosphaeriaceae. The transcript has 2 exons.